Staurois parvus is the source of this 288-nucleotide messenger RNA. NCBI's taxonomy places the organism in Eukaryota, Metazoa, Chordata, Amphibia, Anura, Ranidae. The record is from the annotation of a GenBank genome assembly.
UGCCACCUGCCAGUGCCCAUCAGUGCCACAUUUCAGUGCCACCUAUCAGUGCCACCUACCAGUGCCAGUCAGUGCCACCUAUCAGUGCCAGACAGUGCCGCCUAUCAGUGUGCAUCAGUUCCCGUCAGUGCUGCCUAUCAGUUCCAGUCAGUGCCUCCUAUCAGUGCCAGUCAGUGCCGCCAGUCAGUGCCACCUAUCAGUGCCAUAUAUGAGUGCACCUUUCAGUGCCCAUCAGUGAUGCCUGUCAUUGUCCAUCAGUGCCACCUACCAGUGCCUCCUCAUCAGUGC